Molecule: messenger RNA, 2534 nt
Organism: Paramuricea clavata
Lineage: Eukaryota; Metazoa; Cnidaria; Anthozoa; Malacalcyonacea; Plexauridae
Source: the annotation of a GenBank genome assembly
AUGUGGUAUAUAUAUUGUUGCUUACCGGUUAUUGCUGUCAUAGGCGUUAUUGGCGUUAUAGUCGUUAUUGGCGUUAUAGUCGUUAUUGGCGUUAUAGACGUUAUUGACGUUAUUGGCGUUAUAGUCGUUAUUGGCGUUAUAGACGUUAUAGUCGUUAUUGGCGUUAUAGACGUUAUUGACGUUAUUGGAGUUAUUGACGUUAUAGUCGUUAUUGACGUUAUAGUCGUUAUUGGCGUUAUAGGCGCUAUAGACGUUAUUGGCGUUAUAGUCGUUAUUGGCGUUAUAGACGUUAUAGUCGUUAUUGGCGUUAUAGACGUUAUUGACGUUAUUGGAGUUAUUGACGUUAUAGUCGUUAUUGACGUUAUAGUCGUUAUUGGCGUUAUAGGCGCUAUAGACGUUAUUGGCGUUAUAGUCGUUAUUGGCGUUAUAGACGUUAUAGUCGUUAUUGGCGUUAUAGACGUUAUUGACGUUAUUGGAGUUAUUGACGUUAUAGUCGUUAUUGACGUUAUAGUCGUUAUUGGCGUUAUAGGCGCUAUAGACGUUAUUGGCGUUAUAGUCGUUAUUGGCGUUAUAGACGUUAUAGUCGUUAUUGGCGUUAUAGACGUUAUUGACGUUAUUGGAGUUAUUGACGUUAUAGUCGUUAUUGACGUUAUAGUCGUUAUUGGCGUUAUAGGCGCUAUAGACGUUAUUGGCGUUAUAGUCGUUAUUGGCGUUAUAGACGUUAUAGUCGUUAUUGGCGUUAUAGACGUUAUUGACGUUAUUGGAGUUAUUGACGUUAUAGUCGUUAUUGACGUUAUAGUCGUUAUUGGCGUUAUAGGCGCUAUAGACGUUAUUGGCGUUAUAGUCGUUAUUGGCGUUAUAGACGUUAUAGUCGUUAUUGGCGUUAUAGACGUUAUUGACGUUAUUGGAGUUAUUGACGUUAUAGUCGUUAUUGACGUUAUAGUCGUUAUUGGCGUUAUAGGCGCUAUAGACGUUAUUGGCGUUAUAGUCGUUAUUGGCGUUAUAUGCGCUAUAGACGUUAUUGGCGUUAUAGUCGUUAUUGGCGUUAUAUACGUUAUUGACGUUAUAGACGUUAUUGGCGUUAUAUUCGUUAUUGCCGUUAUAGUCGUGAUUGGCGUUAUAGACGUUAUUGGCGUUAUUGGAGUUAUUGGCGUUAUAGUCGUUAUAGACGUUAUAGUCGUUAUUGGCGUUAUAUACGUUAUUGACGUUAUAGACGUUAUUGGCGUUAUAGACGUUAUAGACGUUAUUGGCGUUAUAGUCGUUAUUGGCGUUAUAGUCGUUAUUGGCGUUAUAGUCGUUAUUGACGUUAUAGUCGUUAUUGGCGUUAUAGACGUUAUUUGAGUUAUUGGCGUUAUUGGAGUUAUUGGCGUUAUAGGCGUUAUAGACGUUAUAGGCGUUAUAGACGUUAUUGGCGUUAUAGACGUUAUUGGCGUUAUAGACGUUAUUGGCGUUAUAGUCGUUAUUGGCGUUAUAGUCGUUAUAGACGUUAUUGGCGUUAUUGGCGUUAUAGUCGUUAUUGGCGUUAUAUACGUUAUUGACGUUAUUGACGUUAUUGGUGUUAUAGACGUUAUAGACAUUAUUGACGUUAUUGGCGUUAUAGUCGUUAUUGGCGUUAUAGUCGUUAUUGGCGUUAUAGUCGUUAUUGGCGUUAUAGACGUUAUUGGCGUUAUAGACGUUAUUGGCGUUAUAGACGUUAUUGGCGUUAUAGGUGUUAUUGGCGUUAUUGGCGUUAUUGGCGUUAUAGUCGUUUUUGGCGUUAUAUACGUUAUUGACGUUACAGACGUUAUUGGCGUUAUAGUCGUUAUUGGCGUUAUAGACGUUAUGGCGUUAUCGACGUUAUUGGCGUUAUUGGCGUUAUAGUCGUUAUUGGCGUUAUAGACGUGAUUGGCGUUAUUGGCGUUAUUGGAGUUAUUGGCGUUGUUGGCGUUAUUGUCGUUAUUGGCGUUAUAUACGUUAUUGACGUUAUAGACGUUAUUGGCGUUAUAGUCGUUAUUGGCGUUAUAGACGUUAUUGGCGUUAUUGGAGUUAUUGGCGUUAUAGUCGUUAUAGACGUUAUUGACGUUAUUGGCGAUAUAGUCGUUAUUGGCGUUAUAUACGUUAUUGACGUUAUAGACGUUAUGGAUGUUAUAUACGUUAUUGGCGUUAUAGUCGUUAUUGGCGUUAUAGACGUUAUUGGCGUUAUAGACGUUAUUGGCGUUAUUGAAGUUAUUGGCGUUAUAGUCGUUAUUGGCGUUAUAUACGUUAUUGGCGUUAUAGUCGUUAUUGGCGUUGUAGACGUUAUAGUCGUUAUUGGCGUUAUAGUUGUUAUUCGCGUUAUAGAUGUUAUUGGCGUUAUAGUCGUUAUUAGCGUUAUAGACGUUAUUGGCGUUAUAGUCGUUAUUGGAGUUAUAGUCGUUAUUGGCGUUAUUGACGUUAUUGGCGUUAUAGUCGUUAUUGGCGUUAUAGACGUUAUUGCCGUUAUAGUUGUUAUUGGCGUUAUAGUCGUUAUUGGCGUUAUAAAAAAUAUAAAAAUAAGAAAUGAAUUUAUCCAAAAG